Nothobranchius furzeri (turquoise killifish) is the source of this 3206-nucleotide messenger RNA. RefSeq names its product interleukin enhancer binding factor 3b (gene ilf3b). The record is from RefSeq and is a predicted model, not a curated record. Lineage: Eukaryota; Metazoa; Chordata; Actinopteri; Cyprinodontiformes; Nothobranchiidae. Gene Ontology annotation, cellular component: precatalytic spliceosome. Gene Ontology annotation, molecular function: single-stranded RNA binding; double-stranded RNA binding.
AGAUUGCUGUCUCCUGCAUGCAUCGUCCAAUAGGCGCCGUUAUCUUUCAACUCGUGGGUGUUCUCUCUCUUGGCUACUGUCUGCUGCGGUUCCAAGCUAACGUGCUGUGUGGUUCAGUCUGAAAGAGCUCCACAAGACGGGCACCAACGCUCUUCCAUAAAGGACCCACUGGACGAAGCAGUCGCCAACUUUUCUAGAGCAAAAAUGCCUCCUCCAAUGCGCCACCGAUCAAUGCGUAUCUUUAUGAAUGGAGACCGCCAUGUCAUGGCCAAACACUCUGCGGUCUAUCCAACCCAGGAGGAGCUGGAAAGUGUUCAGAACAUGGUGUCUCACACAGAGCGUGCUCUGAAGGCAGUAUCCGACUGGCUGGAUAAGCAGGAAAGGGGAACCUGUAAGUCUGAGUCUGAAUGCACAGAAGCCGACAAGGACAGUGAGCAGAAAGAUCCGGCCACUCGCACUCUGCGUGGUGUCAUGAGGGUGGGUCUGGUUGCUAAGGGUCUGCUACUGAAAGGGGACCUGGACCUGGAGCUGGUGCUACUCUGUAGAGACAAGCCUACUGUCACUCUGCUGAAAAAAGUGUCUGAAAACCUGGUCACACAGCUCAAGACAUUCACUGAAGACAAAUAUGUGGUGACUCAGAACAUCCGUGAAGCCAGCAUCAUCAUCAAGAACACCAAGGAGCUUCCUCUCACCCUCACCAUUCACCUGACAUCUCCUCUGGUCCGUGAAGAGGUAGAAAAGACUUCUACUGGAGACACGCUUUCAGUCAUCGAUCCCCCGGAUGUUCUGGACAGGCACAAAUGCCUGACAGCCUUGGCAUCUCUACGCCACGCUAAGUGGUUCCAGGCCAGAGCCAACGGGCUGCGCUCCUGUGUCAUUGUCAUCCGGAUCCUGAGGGACCUGUGUACCCGCGUCCCCACAUGGUCUCCGCUCCGUGGCUGGCCGAUGGAGCUGAUCUGUGAGAAAGCAAUCGGCACAGGGAACCGGCCCAUGGGGGCAGGCGAGGCGCUACGGAGGGUUCUGGAGUGUCUUGCUUCUGGAAUCCUCAUGGCAGACGGGAUUUAUGACCCCUGUGAGAAGGAGCCCACAGAUGCUAUAGGUCACUUGGACCAGCAGCAGAGGGAGGACAUUACUGCCAGUGCACAACACGCUUUAAGGCUGUCGGCCUUUGGACAGCUCCACAAAGUGCUUGGGAUGGAUCCCCUCCCGUCUAAAAUGCCCAAAAAGACUCGUACCGACACUCCUAUUGAUUACACGGUGCAAAUUCCUCCGAGCACCACCUACGCCCCGCCCAUGAAGAGACCCAUUGAAGAUGAGGAAGGAACUGAUGAUAAGAGUCCAAACAAGAAGAAGAAAAAGCUGCAGAAAAAGUCAGCUGGGGAGGAGAAGGCUGAACCUCCUCAGGCCAUGAAUGCCCUAAUGAGGCUGAACCAGCUGAAACCAGGGCUCCAGUAUAAGCUGAUCUCUCAGACUGGUCCGGUUCAUGUUCCGGUCUUCACCAUGGCCGUAGAGGUCGAUGGUAAGAACUUUGAAGCAUCUGGUCCAUCCAAGCGCACCGCCAAGCUUCAUGUAGCUGUGAAGGUCCUGCAGGACAUGGGCCUGCCCACCGGAGUGGAGCUGAAGUCUGAGCCAACGGUGAAGGUGGAAGAGGCGACUGUAGCGGUCACCGUGGAGGAGUCCAAGCCUGCUGUAACACCGAGUCAGACUCCUGCUGCUGCUGCAGGAGCCGCUGCUGCAGACCACACAGACGCUGUGGAGGCCGUUCGCCAGCAGGGACCUAUUCUGACUAAACACGGUAAGAACCCGGUCAUGGAGCUGAACGAGAAGAGACGGGGCCUGAAGUACGAGCUCAUCUCCGAGACUGGUGGCAGCCACGACAAGCGCUUCAUCAUGGAGGUGGAGAUAGAUGGACAGAAGUUCCAGGGUACUGGAUCCAAUAAGAAGGUGGCCAAGGCUUAUGCUGCUCUGGCUGCUUUGGAGCAGCUCUUCCCUGAAGGAUCUGCACCCGAUGCUACCAAAAAGAAAAAGGGGCCUUCCAUGCACGCUGCAGGCUUUGGCAUGAUGGGAGACCCAGGUGUACCCAGAGGCAGAGGCAGAGGAGGGCGAGGUCGUGGGCGAGGCAGAGGCUUUAAUAAUGGAGGCGGUUACGGCCAAGCAGGUGGCUUUGGAACGUUUGGCUACGGGAACAGCGCUAACUCGGGCUACAAUUACUACAGCAGAGGAGGUGCACAUGGAGGAGGCGGGGCCUCGAGCAGCCCAGCAGCUGGUCCUCCUUUCAGCACAGCAGAAGCUCCGCCUCCGGUCUACGGUUCAUACUAUCAGGACGACGGCUCCUUCUCUGCCCCUUCUGGCAACAAACCACCCAAAAAGAAACCUCCAAUUCCAAAAGUUGGGAAGGCAGCACUUCCAGGUCCAAUAAGAGGAAGCACAGGCGCUGCAGGAGGCUAUCAGCCAAGCAGCUCACUGGGACAGGGCCUGUAUAACCAGUAUGGGCCGGGCAAAAAGACCUUCAACCAGAACCAAGCUGGUGCCGGGGGUUACACUUACAGCACGGCCUACCCCAGCCAGGUGACGGGAGGCGCUGGAGGUAACCAGGACUACAUCUAUGAUGGCUUCAGCGCCCUGUCCACUUACAACCCCCAGGGAGAGAACAACCAAGGCUUUGGGUCCAGCCACUCUCAGUACCAGCACUCCGGCUACAGCCGGGACGGCAGCAUGACUUACCAGUACAGAUGAAUCAUCAGCCCCCAGAGUGUCCCACCCUCGCCGCCGGCGCGUUGUUCCCAUGUUGCUCAGUGCUUUUGGCUUUAAUGUAGCACAUGUGGACACAGUGAGAUUCGUGGAUAUUUAAUGUCGAGAGCCGAGUUGUGGUUUCAUUUGGUGGUCUUUCAGUGGGUUAGUAACUUUUAUUUUACUCCAUCACUUCCCAUCUCUAGAUGUGAUUUUAAUUUGGUUCCUUUUUUUGAGAAUCGACUGUUCCUCAUCUUUGUUGCAACAAAAAUACCCAAAUAGUUCUUUUCUGCAGCUGCUUGCUUGUAAUUUGUACUUAUUUUACAAUGUUCCUGAUGUGGUGCAGGUUAUUUUUUAAUAGUUGCAACAUUCUCGUUUAUUUUGAGUCCACAUCGCUGCUCAAUUUAGUGUUUGAACUGACUGGAUGUAUUCCUGUUAUUGUGGAACAAAGUGUAUUAAUAAAUGACUUAUUUUGA